Messenger RNA from Sander lucioperca (pikeperch), 621 nucleotides. Its product is annotated as transmembrane protein 100-like. Gene Ontology annotation, biological process: cellular response to BMP stimulus. The coding region runs from base 164 to 568 and encodes 134 amino acids. The transcript has 2 exons. The record is from RefSeq and is a predicted model, not a curated record. Lineage: Eukaryota; Metazoa; Chordata; Actinopteri; Perciformes; Percidae.
CAUCUGAGAGUGUGUGUGAGUGUGUGUGUGUGUGUGUGAGUGUGUGUUUGUGUGUGUGUGAGUCCGCAGAGAGAGACACAUCUGAGCGUCUAAAAACAGAAUGAAGAGCUACACACGCUGACACCAGCUGUUCUGUGAUUGGCUGAUCGCUGGCAUCCGAAACAUGGCCCACCUAUUCCUCGCCAGUAAGAUUUCCGUGCCGGACGACCUCCACCUCCACGGCGCCAGGAUCCCCCGCAGCGUCGUCGUGACAACGCACGUCCCACACGUCAACGAGGUGCAGCUGUCGGCGGCCACCGGCGGCGCCGAGACCUCGUGCUCCCGCUGCACCGUGCCGUUCGGCGUGGUGGUGCUCAUAGCUGGCGUGGUGGUCACGGCCGUAGCAUACGCUUUCAACUCGCACGGCUCCGUCAUCUCAGUGCUGGGGCUUGCGCUGCUGGCCGCAGGGCUGCUUCUGCUCGCCGCCAGCGCCGUCUGCUGGCGCCAGCGACAUCGUGCCCAGAGGAGGGACCGACGCCGCGAGAGCCAGACCGCCCUCAUGGCGAGCCAGGGGUACUGCCCGGCCUGACCGCCGCGUGCAAAACACAGACUAUGGAAAUAAUGGGGCGUUGGUUUUGUGUG